Symbiodinium sp. CCMP2592 is the source of this 1815-nucleotide messenger RNA. NCBI's taxonomy places the organism in Eukaryota, Dinophyceae, Suessiales, Symbiodiniaceae. The record is from the annotation of a GenBank genome assembly.
AUGCUCAAGUCCUUGGAUCAUCCGCACAUUGUGCGAGUCUUCGAGGCCUUCGAGAGCGAGGAGAGCCUGCACAUCGUGAUGGACUAUGCGGAGGGUGGCGACCUGGCCUCUGUGAUACGAGAGACGGUCGACACGGAGACGCUGCUUCCACAGCCCUGGGUGCGCGAGGCGGCGGUGCAGAUGGCAUCAGCGUUAGACUACAUGCACUCUCGGGGCGUUAUCCACUGUGACUUGAAGCCUGGAAACACUAUGCUCUUGACUCCUUUCAGCAUGGAGGAUGCAAUGAAUGGCUCCCGGCCACAUGUAUUGCUAGUGGACUUUGGCCUAGCAGAGAUUUUUGACGAGCAGGUCGCACUAGGUGGACCUGCAACUGUGAAAGGCAGCCCAGCCUACCUCUCACCUGAAGGGUUUGAUGGAAAACUGACGCAGAAAUCAGACACCUGGGCUCUGGGUGUAAUGCUCUACGAGAUGCUCGUGGGUGCCAGACCAUUCCGAGGGACCAACAACAUUUUCGUUUUGUAUUGCCAGGUUGCGAACAAUGAGCCUGCAUUUGAGAAAGUUCCCGAAGUUCCUCGAUCUCUGGUCGUUGCGCUGAUGGCAAAGGAUCCUCAAGCCCGAAUUUCGGCAAGGCAGUGCUUUGACCAUGAAUGGCUCCGAUCGGCCCUUAGCGAGUUGGAUGAUCACCUGCAGAUGCCGGAGGGACUUGGCCGCCCAACAAGCUACUUCUACCGAGCCGUGACUUUCUGCAUGGCGGCUGCCUUGGGCAUGAAGGACCUGAGCCGGGACACGCAGCUCUUCGAGAACUUUGACACAGACAAGUCGGGCCAACUGGACACGGAAGAACUGAAAGCGGGCUUGGCCAGGUUGGGACUCCGACAGGAUCCCAGUGGUCUCAUGGCAGCUAUGGACCUCGACCAGGAUGGCCAGAUCUCCUACACGGAGUUUCUGGCGGCGACCCUGUGUCUGGACGAGGAGCGUGGGGAGCGCUUGAUGAGAUACGCGUUCGGCACUUUUGAUUUGGACGGUGAUGGCUACAUCUCCAUGCCAGAGCUCAGACAGCUCCUGUCAGGUGAGGGAGUGUUGGUGGCAGAUGUGCUCCCAGACGGACAGACAGUAGAUGAGGUUAUGGAGGAGGUUUCCAGCGGUGAGGGCGAAAUCUCGUUUUCAAGGUUUCGGACAUACCUCACCCGCAGCUACCGAAGUGCGAGCGAGCGGCCGAUGUCAGCGGCCAUCCGCGGCCUGGUCCGAAACCGCACAAAAGAGCUAGAUGUGGAACAAGGAGAUCUUGGCGAUCCAUGCGACCAAGAAGAUGAGAUGGAGCCAGAGGAUGCUUCCGAUCUUAUGAACCGCUUGGACGAAAUCGAAGAGCACGAGGAAGAGGAUGAGGACUCCUUGCCAGAAGAGGGACCUGGGCGUGGCCUUCUUCGUGGCACCACAGGGCAGCUGGAAAACUCAAGCGAGGAGUUGCUGGGCUUCCACCAGUGGUUGGACGACCUCUUUCAGGACCAGCGGCGCGAUGCCCGACUGACCUUCUUGCUGCGCUUUCGGGACCCGCGUGUGGAGGCAGCUUAUGUGUCCCACUACUUGCCAGCGACACUGCGCCAAGCACAAGUUUACUCUUUGCCAGUGGCAGCCUACGCCGUCUGGGCUGUUACGACCGAGCACUUCGAUUGGCAGCCGUCACUCCUGGUCUGGACUCCAUCCGUCCAAGCAGUCAACAACCUUGCCUGGCUGGUGAUCUUCGUCGGGGCGCUUCUUAUGUUUGCAGUCCGGGUCCUGUCUUCGGCUUCGUGGCAUAACCAUUCGAAAAUUUGA